Messenger RNA from Actinia tenebrosa (Australian red waratah sea anemone), 2419 nucleotides. RefSeq names its product tubulin beta-1 chain. Gene Ontology annotation, molecular function: GTP binding; GTPase activity; structural constituent of cytoskeleton. Gene Ontology annotation, biological process: microtubule-based process. Gene Ontology annotation, cellular component: microtubule. The record is from RefSeq and is a predicted model, not a curated record. Lineage: Eukaryota; Metazoa; Cnidaria; Anthozoa; Actiniaria; Actiniidae.
UUCAAUAAUUCAUAUCAUAGCGUAGACUGUCUUGUAAAUGGCUUCUUUGAACCUAAGUGGCGGCCUUCCAGGGAAACAGAGAUGAGGUACACAAGCCCUGCUCUUACGAUUCCGUCCUCGAAUCGAAUCCUGAGAUGCGAGAAAUAAUCAACGUUCAAGUUGGACAAUGUGGGAACCAAGUUGGUUAUAAAUUCUGGGAUUUAGUCUGUGAGGAACAUGGCAUAGACCGCGAAGGAAAGUAUAAAGGCAAUUACAACAAGCAAUUGGAAAAAAUAGAGGUGUAUUUCUCGGAAGGAUCAGAACAACGCUAUGUUCCUCGGUCCGUACUCGUGGACUUGGAGUCCGGUACUAUGGACACUCUAAGGUCGUCACCCCUUGGCCAACUCUUUCGACCUGACAACUAUGUUUUUGGCAAAUGUGGAGCAGGAAACAACUGGGCCAAAGGAUUCUACUCUAACGGCUGCAAUCUUAUCGAGGAGGUACUUGAUGCCUUACGCAAAGAAGCUGAGGACUGCGACACGAUUCAAGGCUUCAUGCUAACUCAUUCCCUUGGGGGUGGUACAGGGUCAGGAUUGGGUACACUUAUUCUAUACCACCUACAGGAAGAGUACCCGGACAGGAUACUAAGCUCGAUGAGCGUGUUUCCUUCGCCUAAAGUGUCUGAGAUAGUAGUGGAGCCUUACAAUGCGACGUUGGCUUUGCAGCAGUUGGUGGAGACGACUGACGAGGUGUUCUGCAUCGAUAACGAGGCGUUGUAUGAUAUCUGCUUUAGAACUUUAAAGAUUGAUACAACUACGUAUAAUGACUUGAACCACUUGAUAUCGAACACAAUGAGUGGACUAACGACAUGUUUGAGAUUCCCUGGUCAGCUGAAUGCAGACUUAAGAAAGUUGGCAGUAAACAUGAUCCCAUAUCCUCGCUUACACUUUUUCAUGCCAGGAUUUGCACCCUUAACAAGUCGUGAGUCUGUAUCUUAUCGUGCCAUAACUGUCGCUGAACUCACUCAGCAAAUAUUCGACGCCAAGAACAUGAUGAUUGCUUGCGACCCACGAAACGGUAAAUACUUGACAUUCACGGCAAUGUUCAGAGGAUUGAUAUCAAUGAAGGAAGUGGAAAACCAAAUGCUCGCCCACCAGAACAAGAACAGUUCGUUGUUCGUUGAAUGGAUUCCUAAUAACGCUAAAGUGGCAGUUUGUGAUGUCCCUCCAACGAAUAUGAAGAUGUCUGCCACGUGUAUCGCUAGUAAUACGGCUAUUCAAGAACUAUUUAAGAGAAUGCUUGAGCAAUUCACUGCGAUGCAUAAGAGAAGAGCCUUUGUUCAUUGGUUUACUGAGGAGGGUAUGGACGAGAAGCAGUUUUCUGAGGCUGAGAAUGAGGCAAGGGAUCUCAUAAGUACUUAUCAACAGUGCGAAAACCUGCGGGUAGAGACAGACCUCGAUGACCUAGAAAUUGAAGAAUAUGAAGUAUACGACGACUCCUUAGAAGCAUGGGACAGUCUAGAUGUAACGAAUGACUCACUAUUAAAUGACUCCAUCAAUGAAUAAGAAAGAUAAUCCCAGAUGUAUCUAAUGACGAGGAUGACCUCUGAGCCAUAUACUAGGCCACUAAUGCAAGAUGAAUAUGAAAUUUAGUCCUUACCAAGAAGCUACUGAAUUCAUUACUACUUCGAAUUCUUUAAAGGAGGUUUUAUAGGCACUUUCAAACUUGGCAUAGUGCCUUGCAAGAACUGAACGAUACACCCGCCAAAGAAAAUAAUAAAAUGGUCGCAAAAUUAAUGGAAAAAGAAAUGGGAAACGUCUGAACGAGAAUUCAACUAUGAAAAAGACAAUAAAUAAUAGGAUUUGAAUCAAUAUUUUUAAAUGCCACACAAAAGUAUUCCAUUAACAAUUUUGUCUUGGUUAGACAAUACGAAAAAAUUCAGCAGACUUUACGAGAAGGCAAAUAUACCUACAAAGAAUUUUCACAUGUAAAUGGACGAUUGAAGAUAUAAGAGAAAGACUUUCAAGGGUUUGUGCGAAGUUUUAAAGACGUUCAGCCAUGAGAAGAAAGCAAGAAUAAUUUUACUUUUUUGCACGACAUAAUUGAGUCAUAUUGCACUUGUUUCAGUUAGCAAGAGCAUAAAAAUGCAGCACGCUUCGCUCAACACUACAAUCAAUACCUGACUAGCUCAUUUUUUAUUAGGGCAAUCAUUGAUUUGUUGUCAUAGAUGGAUCCAAAACGAAUAUCGUUAUUAAUGCGCAAGUACUUUAUCUCAAGGCACACAGGGACUGCUGGUCAGUUGAUAUUCCUACUCUUGGCGAUAAAAUAAGUCUUGCGCAUUUCAUUGUUAAUACAAUGAGUUGAUUCCAUUCAUAUCAUUGCUCUGCGCUCCAAUAAUUAAUAAUGAAUAAAAUGCUUUUAUCAACAAAAAGUCUAUAAA